Molecule: messenger RNA, 180 nt
Organism: Clonostachys solani
Lineage: Eukaryota; Fungi; Ascomycota; Sordariomycetes; Hypocreales; Bionectriaceae
Source: the annotation of a GenBank genome assembly
AUGACUGUUGUGGGAAUACAGUCCGAUCUGAUCUCAAACUGCGCUAAGAACCGAGUUAGCUUUACCUCUAACCCCGACCUCACGCGACACAAACGGACCGUCCACAGCGAUAACCUCAAUAGGAAGACCUAUAUCUGCACCUGCGGGGAUUAUGCGAAGGAGAACCCUCUGAAGAAAUAG